This is a messenger RNA of Spinacia oleracea (spinach), 867 nucleotides long. RefSeq lists its product as uncharacterized. The transcript is spliced from 2 exons. Lineage: Eukaryota; Viridiplantae; Streptophyta; Magnoliopsida; Caryophyllales; Amaranthaceae. The record is from RefSeq and is a predicted model, not a curated record. Bases 1 to 867 code for a protein of 288 amino acids.
AUGUCAGGAAGAAACAAUUGUCCUCCCACUAAUGCUGAGUUGGCUGCACGACUUCAGCAACUCACAGAACUGACCCAAACCUUAGGAGCUGCUUUGUUGAACAACAACAACAACAACAAUGGAAACAACAAUCCUGACUAUGCUAAGAAAGUUGCCAGUAGAAACCCACCUUACUUCCAAGGUGAAGAGGACCCUAGUAUCCUAGAAAACUGGAUCCGUGAAUUUGAUAAACUGUUUGAGGCUAUAGGGUGCCCUGAGGAAGAGAGAAUCCCUUCUGCAACCUAUUAUCUUAAGGCAGAAGCUGAUAUUUGGUGGUCCACCUCCCGAGAUGACCUAGUUGCUGGACAUGGAUUUAACUGGGAGGCGUUUAAGGAUGCUAUGAGGGAUAGGUUUUACCCUGAACAUGUCAAAAUGCAGAAAUUCGAUGAGUUUGCUAACCUUAGGCAGAGAAACAUGUCUGUCCAGGAAUAUCAUUCCAAGUUCCUAGAGCUAGCUAGGUUUGCACCUACCAUGGUCCCUGAUGAGAGAGCUAAGGCAAACAAAUUCAUUCGAGGUUUGAACUUUGACACCCAGAAGGUUGUGAUUGUUUUGAGAUGCCAAACCUUGCAAGAAGCUUAUGUUAGCGCAGCGAGUCACUACAGAGUUGAGAAGCUAGAGGAGGAAAUCAAGUCUAGGGGUAAGAGAAAGGAGGGAGAUUCGAGGAACAACAAUCAGAAUGGGGGAAAUUCUGGAGGCUAUGGGGAUAAAAGGGCUAGGUAUAACAAUGGUGAUCAGGGUUCGGGUAGAGGAUACCAUGGAAAUAACAACAAUUAUCGAGGAAACAAUGGAGGGAAACCCCAAAACCAAGGGCAGAACCAGAAGAGUUGA